This is a messenger RNA of Eutrema salsugineum, 741 nucleotides long. RefSeq lists its product as uncharacterized. NCBI's taxonomy places the organism in Eukaryota, Viridiplantae, Streptophyta, Magnoliopsida, Brassicales, Brassicaceae. The coding region runs from base 1 to 741 and encodes 246 amino acids. The transcript is spliced from 5 exons. The record is from RefSeq and is a predicted model, not a curated record.
AUGCAGAACUUAGAGUACAGACGAGGAACAAUCCAUUUUGCUGAGCUUGAAACAGGAGGAAAAAGAGUCGAAUGUCCAACAUGUCACGCUCCAUUCAAACCUCAUCUCGGGAAUUUGAUUGCGGCUAGGUUUCAAUGUGAAAGCUGCAAAUCUAACAUAACUUUUAGAAGCACAAAUGGAAGAACAGUGAUAUGUCCUUGUUGUCGUUUCUCGCGUCCUGCGCCAAUUCUUAACACUCUUGUCUGUGAUGGAUGUGCUGCGACAGUCAUAUAUCGAAAAGAUGAUCCAACUGUGAAAUGUUUUCAAUGCAAACACAUCACAAUUUCACCUGAAGCGAAUUAUCAAAUUUCUCAAGUGAACCCGGUUGUUCCUCCUCAAGUGAACCGGGUUGUUCCUCCUCAAGUGAACCGGGUUAUUCCUCCUCCUCAAGUGAACCGGAUUGUUCCUCCUCAAGUGAACCGGGUUGUUCCUCCUUCUCAAGUGAACCGGGUUAUUCCUCCUCCUCAAGUGAACCGAAUUGUUCCUCCUCAAGUUAACCGGAUGAAUCGUACAGCAACUGCAGAAACUGAAUCAACUGCGACUUCUUCUGCUCCAAAGCAUGAGAGCUUACACACCAAUCUUGAUGAAUACCCUGAUUCUGUUGCUCAACUUAUAAGGAAUGUUGCUCUUGGAAAUGGAACAAUCAAGAGAGAAGUAGAAGAAGACAAGACAGAAGCAAAAAGCAAGAAGAUUCGUCUCUGA